CCGUCCCCGCCAGACUGCGGCGGGCUCGGCGCAGCCGGAGCAGUCGCGGCAGCAGCGGCGGCGGCGGCGGCAGCAGCGGUAGCAUCGCCCGCAGGGCCCUGAUCCCAGACUCGAGCUGCUGACACCCGUGGGCUGCGCCAGUGGGAAGAUGAAUCCCACCCUCAGCAUCGCUGUGCUCCUGGCAGUGCUCCAGGCUGCCCAAUGCCAGACAAUCAGGGACCUGAGCGCCUGCCUGCUGGGCCAGAGCCUGCGGGUGGACUGCCACUUCGAGAACAAGACCAGCAACCCCCUGACCUACGAGUUCAGCAUCAUCCGGGACACCCGCAAGCGCGUGAUCAACAGCAACAUGAACAUCCCGGAGAGCACCUACCGGGCCCGCUCCAACAUCACCCUGCACCGGAACCUGAUCCACCUCUACCUGUCCAGCUUCACCACCAGCGACGAGGGCCUCUACAUUUGCGAGCUGAAGGCCACCAAUGACUACACUGGCCACCAGGUCAAGAACAUCACCGUCAUCAAAGACAAGCUGGAGAAGUGCGCCGGCAUCAGCCUCCUGAUCCAGAACACCUCGUGGCUGCUGCUCCUGCUCCUGUCCCUGCCGCUGCUGCAAGCCGUGGACUUCGUGUCCCUGUGAGGGCAGUGCCCUGCCGCCAGGCCGCGGCCCUUGGACCGAGGAAGGAGGCAAACGCUUUGAACACACGCACUAUAUCCCUCUAUCUGUCUAUAGCCGUACACCUGCCGCUGCCACGCUGCCCCCCCACCCCCCGUCAUCGUGCCCCACACCCGCUGGGGGGGGUCCCCGUAGUAUGCCAGGGCCCCGCGCAUGGCGCCGUUCCCUCAUGUUCUGCUAGGCAGUGCUGCUUCUUCCAUCGCGAUUUUGUUUGCCCGUCCCUCUAUCCGUCCGUCUGCCUGUCCAGCAGGGUCUGGGGGGGGCAGCUUUUUCUUGUUUAUUUUGUUCUGUCAAGCAGGGAAAGCGCAGAAGGCCAGCACACCCGGGAGGGAGCCGGGGGAGAUGCAGAUGGGGUGCUUGGGGCAUGCCCAAGCGAUAAGGGCUAGCCUGCCAGGCCCAGGGGUGUCGAGGGGGUUUCACCACUGGAGUCUGGGCUCAUCCUGCCGGGGCCACGGGUGCGGUGAAGUGGGUGGGUUCUCAGCCCUGUCUUUUGCACUGCACAACGCUGAGAAUCAACUGGUGUUGUCUGCUUGGGAGAGGUCUGGGGGGAGCAGUUUUGGGGAAGUAUGAGCAAAGAAGGGGGCCUGGCCAGAGUAAGGCGGGGGGGAAGGGCACAGCUCAGACCUGGAGAGGGACCCAUGCCUCCAGCCCUCUGUCAAGGGGGGGUACGGAGGCUGCUCCAGGAGCUGGGCGUGAGGUGGGGCAGGGGGGAUAGAUACUUUUUUUUCUUGGAUGUUGUGGAACAUGAGGGGCAGGGACAGCCGGGUCCAGGCUAGACGAUAUCCCGAGCCCUGAGCUCCCCACCGUGCCCUGGAAUCCAGUCCUUAGCUGUGACGAGAGAGAGCUGCUGCAGAGAGACCCCUCUCUGAGCUAGAGACACCCCCUCCCUGGCCACAGCCCCCCAAAAGUGGGGCAGGGCAAGCCAGCAGGCUCCUUGCCCCUCAGCGGGCUGGGGACGCCCAUGCUCGCACCCCUCCCAUCUCCCGGAGCUGGGGCUUGUUCUGUCCCCUGAUGCAGGAAUAAGAGCAGGGCCAAGCUGCCCACCCCAGGCCAAGGCACCGAUGCCCUGGGAGUCUCUGUAGGUAGAUACCCCCUCCCUCUCAUUUGGGGUCCAGCAGCUGCAUCUCUGGCCAUCCCGUCACUGCUGGCUGCUGUCUCCCUCAGGACAGAGGCCGGGGGGGUGGGACCCCUCGAUGCCAGCGCUCCUCCCUCCGUGCUUCCAGCUGUUUUGCUCCAGCCCAGUCUUCCUCCAGGUCAGGGCUCCAGUCUUCCUCCCCCAGCAAUUUCUGCUCCCUGGGGCUGGCAGCCCCUUUGCACCUCCCCUCUGCUUUGGGGCCCCCAGGCCAAUGGGGGCCAGGGGAGGCCCCCGAGAAGAUGCAAGAGAGGCUGCACCGGGGCAGCCUUGGCCCCCACCCUCUCCCCCUGCGCCAGCGAGGGGGGCGCAGCCCGGCCCCGAUCCGUGAUCCGUGCCCGCUGUCGUUGUGUCCCCGGCUUGCUGCAGCUCGACCCGGCGGGGCAGUGCCUGCUCUGCCACAGAAUAAACCCACUGGAUGCCCGA
Alligator mississippiensis (American alligator) is the source of this 2228-nucleotide messenger RNA. RefSeq names its product Thy-1 cell surface antigen (gene THY1). Bases 149 to 634 code for a protein of 161 amino acids. The record is from RefSeq and is a predicted model, not a curated record. NCBI's taxonomy places the organism in Eukaryota, Metazoa, Chordata, Crocodylia, Alligatoridae. The transcript has 4 exons.